Messenger RNA from Spinacia oleracea (spinach), 4262 nucleotides. RefSeq names its product nuclear matrix constituent protein 1. Gene Ontology annotation, biological process: nucleus organization. Bases 416 to 4126 code for a protein of 1236 amino acids. The record is from RefSeq and is a predicted model, not a curated record. NCBI's taxonomy places the organism in Eukaryota, Viridiplantae, Streptophyta, Magnoliopsida, Caryophyllales, Amaranthaceae. Gene Ontology annotation, cellular component: nucleus. The transcript is spliced from 8 exons.
CUGAGUCAUAUUUGAGGCGAUCCCGAAAAAUCUUUAUGCUAUUUUAUUGGAGGAUAUGAGCGGAGCGACUCGUAUGGUGCCAGAGCUGAGCAGGAGGCCUGGUGGUGUGGCUGAUUAGCUUUCGUUCCUUUUGUUUCUGUAGUGUUUUGUCUGUUUUGUUACUGGACGUUCUGUCCUCUUCAUUCACCCAAAAAAAAAAAAAACCUAACCUCCUUUCUUCUUUUAUGAUUCAAUUUUUUUUCACAAUCUCUCACUAGUCACUACUGUAAACUCCAUCACUGCGCAAACCACCACCGGCUAGCCGUUAUACUUUACGGUCGGCAACCUUCUCUCUCCUAUUCAAAUCAAAUAAAUUACAUCAACGAAUUGCAUUAACCGUUGCUCCCCCCUAAAAACCCUAAAACAAUCAUAUCCAAUGUUCACUCCUCAAAGGAAGGCGCCAUGGACUCCAGCGACUUCGAUACCAAGAACUGAGCCCAGAAUCAACACAAGAUACCUUCAAACCCCUUCAGCAAAAGGGAAGACGGCGGCGUUCUUGGAUGCCCCACCGAUUCCUCCACCGACGAGUUCGCUUGCGGCGGCGGAGAAUGUUGUAUUUGACGGAGGCAAUUUGGAGGAUUGGAGGAGGUUUAAGGAAGUGGGUUUAUUGGAUGAGUCUUCUUUAGAGAGGAAGGACCGUCAGGCUACGCUUGACAAGAUUUCCCGGCUUGAACAAGAGCUGUUUGACUACCAAUACAACAUGGGGCUGUUGCUCAUUGAGAAAAAGGAUUUAGUUUCAAAAACUGAAGAGCUAGGGCAAGAAGUUUCUGAAGCGGAAGAGAUUCUUAAACGUGAACGGACUGCUCAUCUGAUUUCUGUUUCUGAAGCGGAUAAGCGAGAGGAAAAUCUGAAGAAUGCUUUACAAGUUGAAAGACGGUGUUUGGUUGAUCUUGAGAGAGCUUUGCGUGAUAUUCAUGAAGAACAUGCAAAAAACAAAAAUACAUCUGAGACUACUGUGGCAGAUUUAAAUUCCCGUAUGGAGGAACUUCAAAGACAGAACUUGGAUGUCGAGAAAAGGUCUCGUACAGUGGACGCCAAACUUGCUGAGUCAAAUAGAAAGAAUUCCGAGUUAGACAGGAAGCUGCAAGACUUAGAAGUCCAUGAAAACAUUCUUCAGAGGGAGAAAUUAUCAUUAACCCAAGAGCGAGAAUCCCAUGAGUUAUAUUUUCAGAAGCAGAAGGAAGAUAUGAUCGAGUGGGAGAGGAAACUGCAAGAAGGGGAACAAAGACUCUGUGAGAGUCGGAGAAUCCUUAAUGAGAGGGAGGAAAAAUUACAUGAAAUUGAUAUCUCUAGCAAAGUAAAGGAGUCAAACAUUGUGGAGUUACAAACAAAGAUUGAUUUGGCUAAUGAAACUUUGAGAAAAGUAGAAGAUGAUGUAAAGAAACAAUUAGUGGACUUGGAUAUAAAGGAGAAGAAAGCGGAAGCUAUAAAAUGCAAAUUGGAGGCAAGGGAAAAACAACUGCAAGAAGAGGAGGAAAGGAUUAAUGCAAGAGAAAAUAUGGAGUUAGAGAAGCUUGAAAAUGAGCAUAAGGUUAUGCUCAAUGCCAAAAUGCAUGAAUUUGAGUUAGAGAUGAAACAGAAAGAAGCAGCUCUUGAGGAGGAAAUGAAAAGCCAAAAGGAAGCAGUGGAUCUUAAGGAAACUGAAAUCAAUCAUCUUGAGUUGAAGCUGAGUAAAAGAGAAUUGGCACUGGACAAGAAAUUAGAGAGGUUGAAAGAUAAAGAAAAAGACUUCGAAGUAAAUAAUAAAGCUUUGAAGGAGCAAGAAAAAUGUCUAAAAGCUGAAGCCAAAAGACUGGAGGUGGAGAAGAAACAAGUUAAUACUGAUAAAGAGAGUUUGGAGACUUUAAGAAAGGAGAUUGAAAUGUUGAGAGAUAAUGUAAGGAAACAGGAACUGCAUAUUGAGGAAGAGCGGAAAAAUCUGGCAGAUGCAGAGAGAGAAAGGUUGGAUAAUCUUCGGUUGCAGUCAAAUUUAAAGCAGGAGAUAGACAAUGUGAGGCGUCAGAAUGAGCUAAUAGAGAAGGAAGCUGCAGAUUUGAAGCUUGAAAGGGUGAAGUUUGAGAAAGAUUGGGAGGCAUUGGAUGAAAAACGAUCUAUUGUGGAUAAUGAGAUUCAAACGUUAGCUGAAAAGAAAGCGAAUUUUGAAAAGCUGCGAAACUCGGAAGAGGAGAGACUGAAAAGGGAGAGAACUGAGAAUGAGGGGCAUCUCCAUCUAGAGUUGGAGAGCUUUAGAUUACAGAAAGAAUCAUUUGAAGCUAGGAUGAAACAAGAGAAGUUAAUUUUAGCUGAAGAGGCUAAAAAUAAGCAAGCUCUCAUGUGUCAAGAUUUUGAGCAGCAGAAACAGGAUCUUUAUAAUGACAUGCAGAAAAGACGGGAAGAGUGGGCAAAGCUGGUGGAAGAAAAGGAGAGAACUUUGGAAGAUAUGAGGUUGAGAGAAAUGAGUAGUCUUAAGCAUCUAAAGGAAGAUGCAGAGAAAAAUAGGGGAGAAAUGGAAAUUGAACAUCGUCACAUUCAGAAGGAGAAGGUGGAACUGGAAUUAAACAAAAAGCAGUUUGAAGAAACUCGUAUUGAGAUAUCUAAAGAUAUUAAGGCUCUUGAUAAUCUUAGUAAAAAGCUGAAGAAGCAGAGAGAGCAGCUGGUCAGUGAGAGGGGGCACUUUGUUGCUCUAAUUGAAAAGAUAAAGUGCUGCAAAACUUGUGGAGAUUCCGCUCAAGCAUUUCUAUGUAGUAAUAUCCAGCUACCAACAGUGGAGGGGUCUUCACAUUUCCCUAAGUUUUCUCGUGAUGACCAGAAUGAUGCUAAGGAUGAUCUUGCUCCCAUUAGAAAUGUUAAUAAAGCAGAGUCUUCCCUUCCUGGGGGAGUUGAUAGGGAUCCUCCUCAAUUAGGUGGGCUGAAGAGACACCUCCGGCAGUGUACUUCAAUCCUCUUUAAUUUGUCUCCUAAAAAGGGAAUUCAAGAUACUGGUAAUCAUGUUAUGGAAGAAACUGCACAAUCUGCUUCAUACGUGCAAGCAAAUGAACAUGUGAGGGAACAAACUUUUACUGUUGACGAAGUAAAUGUCAGGGCAGGAACCUCUCCAGUAGAUGAUCUAGGACAAACAUUUGAAAAAGUUUACGAUGCCAUGAAUAUGUCCCAGUCUGAUGUUAGAGAUGAUAACAUUGAUGAUUCUCAGAUAGUUGACGAGUUUGAUAAUGGCAGUGAAGGGCAAGGCAUUAAGGAGCCUGAGAAAUCUGGUCUGAAGAAUGGCCAGCACAAACCUGGGAGGAAACGUGGUCCUGGAGUUCAAAGGACACAUUCUGUUAAAGCAGUGAUAGAAGAUGCAAAGGCUAUAUUAAUGGAUGGAUCAGUAGCGGAGAUGGAGGUGAAGCCAAACGAUUCUGUCGGUGCAAAUGUGAAUAACGAGGAAAAGAUUAUUCAUGCCGACGUGACACAUGCUGCCCGUAAGCGCAGGCGUUCUCAGGCGUCUAAAGUGACUGAAAGUGAGCAGGAUAUUGAGCAGAGUGAGGGAAAUGCUGAUAGUGUGACAACCGGUGGUCGGAGGAAGAGGCGUCAAACAGUUGCCACUGCUUUACCUACUCCUGGUCAAAAGCGAUACAAUCUUAGACGUCAUACAGUUGCAGCCUCAAGUGGUAAACCUGAGAACGAGGAUGAGGUUAGCAGCAAAGACACUAAUCAAGCAGUGCAGAUCGAGGAUGAAACACCUGCUCAAUUGUUGGAUGUUGCUGCUGCCAGUGACAGAAAAUUACAUUUUGUGCAAGUUUCAACCACUAGAAGUGUUGAGUUUUCAUCUGAUAGGUAUAAUGCAGCCGCCAAUGUUGCUGACAAUCAUGUUGAUACUGCAAAAUCAGCAAAGAGUAGAUUAUUUAGUGAAGAAGUAAAGACAGUCGAAGAUGCAUUGUUGAGUGAGGUCAGUGAAAGAUCAGAAAAUGUUGAAGAAGAUAGAAGCAUGGUCAAUGAGAAUGAAGAAGAAGAUGGCGAUGAGUAUGGCAGUGACGAUGACAUGCAUGAAGAUGAUGACGGAGAUGAAGAUGAUGAUCAUCCAGGUCAAGCGUCUGUGGGAAAAAAGCUCUGGAAAUUCUUUACAUCAUGAUUCAUAAAUAACAAUCUCUUGUAGUUGUAGCUAUUAGUAGUUGUAAUUAUAAAUCCCAUGCAGCUUUAGUUUGAUUGAACUAUAAAAUGUGAUGAAGUGGAGAGUUAGUAAUCUACAGUUGAUACUUUGGAUAUAA